Molecule: messenger RNA, 2147 nt
Organism: Athene cunicularia (burrowing owl)
Lineage: Eukaryota; Metazoa; Chordata; Aves; Strigiformes; Strigidae
Gene: MSANTD3
Product: Myb/SANT DNA binding domain containing 3
Exons: 3
Coding region: 165-989 (274 amino acids)
Source: RefSeq, a predicted model, not a curated record
GCCCUGGGUGGAGCGGCCGCCUUUGUCGAGCCGGGACCUGCUCUCCUUUCUCGUGCAAGCAGAAGAGGAGCUAGCGAGGAAAUAAAAACAAGCUCGAGUUAAUGUUUGAGAAGUUCGGGUGCAGGAGACUCUGGAUUUUUGGCAUCUUGGAGAAACAGUAGAAAAUGCAAAACGAAAUAAUAAAGCCGGCUAAAUACUUCUCAGAAGUGGAGAAGAGUGUGCUGCUUGCAUUAGUUGAAAAAUACAAAUACGUGCUUGAAUGUAAAAAAAGUGAUGCAAGAACUAUUGCUCUGAAACAACGUACCUGGCAAGCACUAGCUCAUGAAUAUAAUUCACAGCCCAGUGUAUCACUGCGAGACUUCAAACAGUUAAAGAAAUGCUGGGAAAAUAUCAAGGCACGGACAAAAAAGAUAAUGGCACAUGAAAGGCGGGAGAAGGUAAAAAGAAGUAUUAGUCCACUUAUAAAUACUCACAUCAUAGGGAAAGAGAAGAUUGCCAGCAUAAUGCCUGAGCAAAUGUACUUUUUGCAGAGCCCACCAGAAGAAGAUUCUGAAUAUCAGCCUGAUGCUUCUAGUCAAGAGUCAUUUGUCGUCUCAAAUAGAGAACUUUGUGAUGAAGAGAAAGAACUGGUACAUUUCCCAGUAUGUGAAGGUACCUCCCAACCUGAGCCUUCGUGUUCUGAUGUCAGAAUAGCAGCAGAUAAGAACUACAGAAGUAAAGCGUCUCAGGAAAGUGCUCUGAAAAAGAUGCAUGAGGAAGAACAUCAUCAGCAAAUGUCAAUUUUGCAACUGCAGUUAAUCCAAAUGAAUGAAGUUCAUGUGGCAAAAAUACAGCAAAUAGAAAGAGAAUGUGAGAUGGCUGAAGAAGAACACAGGAUUAAAAUGGAAGUCCUAAAUAAAAAGAAAAUGUAUUGGGAGAGAAAACUGCAGACCAUCACCAAAGAAUGGCCUGUAUCAUCCUUUAACAGACCCUUUCCUAAUUCACCGUAGACCAUAAAGGGGCAGAGAGUCAGUCUGAGCACAUUUAUGAGUAACAUGCACUGGAAAGAUGUUUUUUUAAUGUGAAUGUACAGUAACGGGAUAGGUGCCUGGCUUAUAGUGAACACAGUUUGACUCUUAAUGUUUAGGGUAACAGUGGUAGCGUUCACCAAGGGGAAAACUGUAUUGUUCAUUUGUAGGUAGUUUGUUUAACUCUCAGACACGCACUGUUCUAAAAUGUGAACGUAUUUUCCUCUCAGAAUACCCUAACAUCCUUUUGAAAUUUAAGGUACUCUGGGUAUUCUUACAUUGGGUGUUCUUAAGAAAACUUUACAGCUUUAAACAUCAGGUUAUAGUGUUUAUUUCUAUCUCCUCCUCCUAUCUACCAUUUCCCAAAUGAAAGCAAGGGUUGGAGUUUCUCUCUGAACUUGAGACAAAAGGUGAUUGAUAGGUAUUGGUUGGAUUGUUAGGCUGGGGCUUAGGAAAAAAAACCCCACCUCUAGUUAAUAUAGUUCAUAAUUUAUUCUUUAUAGAAGAUGUGUUAAUGAAGAAAGUAGCAAAAGGACCACUGUAGUAACUGAGCCCUUUGCUUAUGAAUAACAGUAAUAUUUUCCAGCUGGCUGGCUGAUUGAGAGAAUGAUUGUGAACUGGUCCUCUAGUUUUUUGAUCCUUGACCCUUAAGAAGUUGGAAAGAAGGUGACUUCUUCCUUAAAAAACAUUGUGCUUCUCCUUUCUUUUCCAGGCCCAUACUGUAUUCAAGUAGAAUACUGAAAUAUGAGGGUCACUUGGUGCUGCCAGUGCUGUGUGCUGUUCACCUGGAGCCAUUCUGAGGGGAAGAGCUUUUUAACAAUUCAUAAAGCUCUUAAAAUGUCAUGAGCUAGCCAGUCCAUUGGCAAAGUCUCCCUCUAUUUCCCUAUGCAAUACUUGAUAGCAUAGCAGAUAGCCUGAGUAUUUCAACCUCUCCCUUGCUAGAAGAAAAGUCUAAGACUCUCUUUUCCUUCAUGUAGGGUGGGAAACAGUUCAAGGGAAUCAUUCCUGUCUUGGACCACUGUUCUGUUUUGUUUUGUUCUGUCCUGUGUGCUACGGUGCUGUGAUUCUUGCCAUUGCUGUCAGUGACGGACAUGAUUUGUAUGAAAGCAUUCACAUGGAGGUCCCCACAGAGGCGAUGGG